Molecule: messenger RNA, 1238 nt
Organism: Exaiptasia diaphana
Lineage: Eukaryota; Metazoa; Cnidaria; Anthozoa; Actiniaria; Aiptasiidae
Product: collagen alpha-1(XII) chain
Exons: 2
Coding region: 165-965 (266 amino acids)
Source: RefSeq, a predicted model, not a curated record
AUUUGUCAUCAGUUUUAAACUAUUGUAUUCCAUGGAACUGCUAGCACUAUUAAUGUCAGUGUUGAAAAUAUCAUAUGACGGGAUUGUGCAUAUAAACAGUUAGACGAUACAGGGACAUGUUGUCUCUUACCUUCCAGUAGCGCACAGACCAGCCAACAGCCAAGAUGUCAAUAUCUUAUUGCGUUUGGACGCUCUACAUUCUGUGCUGUGUUUUCAAACCAUGCAGUUGUGUUACUUCAAAAGAAGAUUUUAAGCGCAUCCCUUCACCGGAAGAAACAGCUAAAAAGUUGAAAAAACAUUUUCUAGAUCUGGAAAAAGAGGAUCCAGUUAAAAUUCCAUACCGGACUAAAAGACAAUUGUACAAUUUCUUUGACGUUGUUUACAUCAUUGAUUCAUCCAGCUCGAUCAGCGAGUUAGAAUUCAAGAGAGGAAUCCAAGCCAUUGAACAAAUGAUACAAAAAUCAAAAGCAGCAUCGAGACAUGGUGUAAUUACCAUAGCAACUACUGGAACCAUCACCCUUAACUUUACCACAAGUGAGAAAGCCGCUCAAAAACUGCGCACGCUCAAGAGAARUGGUGGGAAAACCAAUACCCAGCAUGCAUUGGAAAUGUGCAAURAAAUGUUUGUKGAUCAAAGUUAUGGAGCUCGAGAAGGAAGCUUUAGAAGAGUUCUUAUUGUCACAGAUGGUCAAUCUAACAUCAAKAAGCAUUUGACAUUAGAAAAGGCAUCAAUAUUAAGACAAUCAGGAAUUGAGGUGUUUGUGAUUGCUGUUGGGGAAUAUCUUGAAGGAAUUGAGGAAUUAUCAAAAAUGGCUAGUUCRCCCAAUGCUCAUAUGUACCGAGUAGAAGACAUGCAUGGACUGGURCUGGUGGUUAAACUCAUACCCCAUACCCUCUCAGCAUGGAGUAGUAAUAUUCUGGGAGGAGGUCCUACAGUGUUGAAUGGGGGCAGGGGUCUUGGUUGAGUAGUGAUGCCCUAGAUGCAGGCCAAAUCCAAUGUGAACAUAAAUGAUUUUAUUUUAUUUGCAUUGAUUUGGGCACAUGCGAGAUUCAACACCUAAAAUGGGCAGCAUAACAGUGUCCAAAGCUUUGUUGGAUCUAGUAGGUGUGGGCCUAGCCAGAUUCCUCUUUCUGGAUUUUUGUACCCUUUAUUGUGUGCACUUAAAAAUGAAUUCAUUAUAUUUGUGAAACGCUUUGUUGCUAGAAAUUKUACAAAAUUGCACUAAUUAUGAAUAUUA